AUGGCGAUGAGCACCGACUCGGCGGCCAGCUUGGGCCCGACGGGGGUAGCGGGGCUGAGGGAGGGGUCGCCACCCGCGCUGGAGGCGAGGGCGGCGUCCCCGUCGUCCUGCGAGGCGUUCUACACGCCCACCAGCAGCUGGGGCGAGUGCAGCGCCUACGAGCGGCCGGGCGGGCACCGCGCCGCCUCGGCGUGUAGCGCGGGGUCGGCGGCCGACGGGGUGAUCAGCGCCUCGGGGGGCGGGAUGAGCGCCAAGAGCCCCUUCGAGCUGGCGGACCUGUCCGGGCUGGCUAAGGGAAUGUGGCAGCUGUCGGAUGAGGAGCUGUCGUGCAGGGUGUCGUCCAGAAGGAAUGGCACCACGCCCAAGGCGCGGCGCACUGCCGGGCCGAGGCGAGAGGGCGGGGGAAAGACGCGCAGUAAGCGGAGCGGGGCGUCGGAGAAGGAAUGGCUUGCCGCCGGGGCCGUGGAGGAGGCCAUAACGGAGCUGAGGAGCUUCUCGGCGUCGGCCGGGCAGGUGCAGUCGAUGGGCCAGGACCCUGGGAUCGUGCGGUCGAAGUCGACGAACUUGUCGAUGUGCCCGGAGAGGCGGGAGGAGCUGGAGAGGGGCCUGCAGACGCUUUUGUUCGGCCAGUCCGUGCCGCCUGAGGUCAGCCAGGCGGUGCGCGGCGGGCCCCCGGCGCGGGAGACCAGCACGCUGCAGCUGACCAACGACGAGACGGGCGCGGCGUGCAUCAACCAGUACGUCAUCGUGCGCAGCCUGGGGCAGGGCAGCCACGGGCGGGUGCGGGUGUGCCUGAACGCGCUGGACGGGAACCUGUAUGCCGUGAAGACCAUACACCGGGCGUUCGUGCCCAGCAAGCUGCAGCAGUGGGGCGCGGGGAGGAAUCCCAAGAAGAGCCGGCACGAGUCCGUGGACGGAAUCCUGAGGGAGUUGGCCGUGAUGAAGAAGCUGGAUCACCCGAAUGUGGUCAAGCUGCACGAGGUGAUCGACCCCAAGGGGAAGGAGAACAUCGUGCUGAUCACGGAGUUCAUGGAGAAGGGCGCGCUGCUGAAGCGGCUGGACGGGGGCAAGAGCGGGUCCAUCCUGUUCCAGCGGGUGCCAGAGGCGAACGUCAGGGAGGUGUUCAGGGCCGUGUGUGCUGGCCUGGACUACCUGCACUACCAGGGGAUCGUCCAUGGCGACCUGAAGCCUGACAACCUGCUGGUGGCGGCCAACGGGGACGUUAAGAUCGCUGACUUCACGUGCUCCAGGAUGGUCGCCCCAGAGCACUUCACCUCGGGGGUGUACGGCACACCGGCGUUCCACGCCCCUGAGGUGAUCGCAGGGGACCAGUACAACCCUUAUGCUGCGGACAUCUGGGCCCUGGGCGUGUGCAUCUACUGCGCGGUGUGUGGCGAGCUGCCCUUCACGGGGCCGGGCAUCAUGUCGAUGUACAACAAGAUCUUGGCGUGUGAGGUGACAUACCCAGAGGACCUGGAACUCUCUGCCGACGUGAAGGACCUGAUUUCAAAGAUUUUUGUGCGGGAUGCCCACGACAGGAUCAGCAUGGAAGACCUGAUGCACCACCCAUUCCUUGCCAUUGAAGGUGUUCCCCAGCUGGUGAGCCUGCGGGAGAGGACCAACCCGCCCUCAGUGAUCGAGGUGUCAGUCGUUGAGGAGGACGAUGCCAUCGACCGGGCAUCCGCUGUGUCCUUCAUCCGGGCCAAGCUGAAGAAGAAACGAUACAAGCCGAAUGACACCCUGUUCAAGCAGGGCAACCCUGCCACCUGCCUGUACUUUGUGCUGGACGGCACCGUGGCGCUGGUGCAAAAGUAUGCGGAGCACGGGCUGGGCGAUGUGACUGAGAGGAGCUGCUCAACCAGCCUGGUGCUGGACAUGGACGAGUCGUUCAUGAUGUGUAAGUUUCCCUCAACCUGGGAGGAGACUGCAAAGGAGGGUGUGCUGCACCUGCAGAAGCACGAGGUGAAGGCACUGCAGAAGCGCCGGAGGGAGGCUUUCCUGAAGGGGGAGCAGUACGAGCAUUCGGUGGGCGUGCGUGGCCCUGGGCAGGUUGUGGGUGCAAUGGAGCCUGGAUCGGCUCCCACCCACCCAUACUCAGCCGUGGCACAGACGACUGUCACAGUGCUCAAGCUGACAGAGGAGGACCUGCAGAAUGCCUUCAAGAAGGAGAGCGCCAGGAACUUGGCCAAGAUGGCAUCCGACCACUCUGCGCUGGGCACCCGCACUCCCACACCUGAAGGGACGGAGUCUGGGACAGGCACCGUUGCCAAUGGCGCCACGGCCACGUCUUCGCAUGACCUUGUGGACCACUCGACAUCGCGCGAGCUUGCGGGCCACUCCACGUCGAGUCACAUCUAG
This is a messenger RNA of Ostreobium quekettii, 2358 nucleotides long. NCBI's taxonomy places the organism in Eukaryota, Viridiplantae, Chlorophyta, Ulvophyceae, Bryopsidales, Ostreobiaceae. The record is from the annotation of a GenBank genome assembly.